AUGAUAAGUCCGCAAUAUGAAAACGACCUUGUUCGACUUGGAUUACUCACUAAAAAUGCUAUUAUUCGAUCAAAUGCAAACGGUUGCUUUGGAAUACAAAUCAUGUUUGACUUGUACAGCAUAAAAGCAACAUCAUCAAAAGAAUCACUUCAAGGAUUUGUUGUAUAUUUUGACGAAAUCUUGUCUAUAUUGAAUAUCUUCGAUGAGCAUUGCCUUACAUUCACUUGCGAUACCAGCAUUCCAGAUUCCUGUAAACGAAAGUCUUUAUCCCAAGAAGCAUUGCAUUUCAUUUUAUCUAAACCAAAGAGCAGUAAACGACAAUGUUAUACAUCCUAA
Messenger RNA from Mucor mucedo, 336 nucleotides. RefSeq lists its product as uncharacterized. The record is from RefSeq and is a predicted model, not a curated record. The coding region runs from base 1 to 336 and encodes 111 amino acids. Lineage: Eukaryota; Fungi; Mucoromycota; Mucoromycetes; Mucorales; Mucoraceae. The transcript has 2 exons.